AGAGAGAGAGAGAGAGGAGAUGCGUGUUGCCCUUGGAAGCCGCAAGUCCCCCCGGGCGGCCAGCCCCGUUAGCGGGAAGGCGAUGGCAACAGCAGCAGCAGUUGCAUCAGCGCUAACUACUGCCGCCGGCCGCCGGGAGGGUACAGUAACGACCGCAGGGAGCGUGCAGCUGCUGCGGCGGCAGGUUCCCUGGAUCAGGAAAUUAGGGCAGGCACCGGGGAUUGGAGGCGAGGGCGGCGCGCGAGCCAACCAGCGGCCGCCCCGGGCCCCCGUGAGCCCCGGGCGGACGCGCGGAGCCGCCGGGCCCCAGGAGCAGUCCCGGUGGCGGCGGCGGCCACGGCCACGGCCACUCACGCACGCACACGCUCGCACUCAGACUCGCACACCCCCUGCGCAGGCACCUGGCUGCCCGGAGCUUAUAAAAGCGGCGCGUCUAGGGGAAAGGAGGGCUGGAGCCGCCGCUCCCCACCCCCUCACACCCCCCUCACCCCUCGCUGACCACUCCCCCUCCUGCCCCCUCCUCGCAGCUCACCCCGCGCUCCGGAGGCAGCCGCCAGUGUGGGUGCUCCGCGGCCGGCUCCGCUCUCCUCUGCCUCGCUCCUCUGCUCUCGGCUCUCCACCCCACCCCCUCCUUCCCCUCCCCUCCUGUACCCUCCCCUCCUCUGCAGCGCCUGCAUUAUCUUCUGCCCGCCGGCUCGGCUUGCACUGGUGCUGCAGCCCGGGGAGGGCUGGUAACUUGUUGUGCGGAGCGAGCGGCGGCACCAUCCAGGCGGGCACCAUGGGCACGUCCGCGCGCUGGGCGCUCUGGCUGCUGCUCGCGCUGUGCUGGGCGCCCCUGGAGAGCCGCGCCACCGGAGCGGGAAGAAAAGCCAAAUGUGAACCAUCCCAAUUCCAGUGCACAAAUGGCCGCUGUAUCACGUUGUUGUGGAAAUGUGAUGGGGACGAAGACUGUGCUGACGGCAGCGAUGAAAAGAACUGUGUGAAGAAGACAUGUGCCGAGUCGGACUUUGUUUGCAACAAUGGCCAAUGUGUCCCCAGCCGGUGGCAGUGUGACGGAGAUCCCGAUUGUGAAGACGGCUCUGACGAAAGCCCCGAACAGUGCCAUAUGAGAACAUGCCGCAUUAAUGAAAUCAGCUGUGGCGCCCGCUCCACUCAGUGUAUCCCCGUGUCCUGGAGAUGUGAUGGUGAACACGAUUGUGACAGUGGAGAAGAUGAAGAGAACUGUGGCAACAUCACGUGUGGCCCCGAUGAGUUCACGUGCUCCAGCGGCCGCUGCAUCUCCAGGAAUUUCGUGUGCAACGCCCAGGAUGACUGCAGCGACGGCAGCGACGAGCUGGACUGCGCGCCCCCGACGUGCGGCGCCCACGAGUUCCAGUGCAGCACGUCCUCGUGCAUCCCCCUCAGCUGGGUGUGUGACGACGACGCCGACUGCUCCGACCAGUCCGACGAGUCCCUGGAGCAGUGCGGCCGCCAGCCGCGGAUGCACACCAAGUGCCCCGCCAGCGAGACGCAGUGCGGCUCGGGCGAGUGCAUCCACAAGAAGUGGCGGUGUGAUGGGGACCCCGACUGCAAAGACGGCAGCGACGAGGUCAACUGUCCUUCGCGAACCUGCCGCCCUGACCAGUUUGAGUGUGAGGACGGAAGCUGCAUCCACGGCAGCAGGCAGUGCAAUGGUAUCCGAGACUGCGUGGACGGCUCUGAUGAAGUCAACUGCAAAAACGUCAAUCAGUGCUUGGGCCCUGGCAAGUUCAAGUGCAGAAGCGGGGAAUGCAUAGAUAUCAGUAAAGUAUGUAACCAGGAGCAGGACUGCAGGGACUGGAGUGACGAGCCCCUCAAAGAAUGUCAUGUCAAUGAAUGCCUGGUUAAUAACGGUGGCUGUUCACACAUCUGCAAGGACCUUGUUAUAGGGUACGCGUGUGACUGUGCAGCUGGGUUUGAACUGAUAGAUAAGAAAAUCUGUGGAGACAUUGACGAAUGCCAAAACCCGGGAAUCUGCAGCCAAAUUUGUAUCAACCUAAAAGGCGGUUACAAGUGUGAAUGUAGUCGAGGAUAUCAGAUGGAUCUUGCCACUGGCGUGUGCAAGGCAGUAGGCAAAGAACCAAGUCUGAUCUUCACUAAUCGAAGAGACAUCCGGAAGAUUGGCUUGGAGAGGAAAGAAUACAUCCAACUAGUUGAACAGCUAAGAAACACAGUGGCUCUGGAUGUGGAUAUCGCUGCUCAGAAGCUGUUCUGGGCUGAUCUAAGCCAAAAGGCCAUCUUCAGUGCCUCAAUUGAUGACAAGGUUGGUAGACAUGUUAAAAUGAUCGACAAUGUCUAUAAUCCUGCAGCCAUUGCUGUUGAUUGGGUGUACAAGACCAUCUACUGGACGGAUGCGGCUUCUAAGACUAUUUCAGUAGCUACCCUAGAUGGAGCCAAGAGGAAGUUCCUGUUUAACUCUGACUUGCGGGAGCCUGCCUCCAUAGCUGUGGACCCACUGUCUGGCUUUGUUUACUGGUCAGACUGGGGAGAACCCGCUAAAAUAGAAAAAGCGGGCAUGAAUGGAUUUGAUAGACGGCCUCUGGUGACAGUGGACAUCCAAUGGCCUAAUGGAAUUACCCUUGACCUUAUAAAGAGCCGUCUCUAUUGGCUCGACUCCAAGCUGCACAUGUUGUCCAGCGUGGACUUGAAUGGCCAAGAUCGUAGGAUUGUCCUCAAGUCUCUGGAGUUCCUAGCUCAUCCUCUCGCACUAACGAUAUUUGAGGAUCGUGUCUACUGGAUCGAUGGGGAAAAUGAAGCAGUCUAUGGGGCCAAUAAAUUCACUGGAUCAGAGCUGGCCACUCUCGUUAACAACCUUAAUGAUGCCCAAGACAUCAUUGUCUAUCAUGAACUUGUACAGCCAUCAGGUAAAAAUUGGUGUGAAGAAGACAUGGAGAAUGGAGGAUGUGAAUACCUGUGCCUGCCAGCACCACAAAUUAACGAUCACUCUCCAAAGUAUACCUGUUCCUGUCCCAAUGGGUACAAUCUAGAGGAAAACGGCCGGGAGUGCCACAGUACUGCAACUACUGUGACUUACAGAGAGACAAAGGGUUUCAACACAAUAGAAAGUUCGCCAACUAGUGGACUAGCUCCUGGAGGGAUCAAUGUGACCACAGCGGUAACGGAGGUCACUGUUCCUCCGAAAGGCACUUCUGCUGCCUGGGCCAUCCUUCCUCUCUUGCUCUUGGCAAUGGCAGCGGUGGGUGGCUAUUUGAUGUGGCGGAAUUGGCAGCACAAGAACAUGAAAAGCAUGAACUUUGACAAUCCUGUGUACUUGAAGACUACCGAAGAGGACUUGUCAAUAGACAUUGGCAGACACAGUGCUUCUGUUGGACACACGUACCCAGCAAUAUCAGUUGUAAGCACAGAUGAUGAUCUAGCUUGACUUCUGAGACGAGUCUUGACCUUUGAGGUCUAGACCAAUAGCCUCCCCCCACUUCGGAAUGGUAACCGAGCCAACGCCUGAAGUCUUUCUUCCUCCAGUCUGGAAGAACAUCAAGAUAUCUUUACAUGGAUCAAGCUUGUCUACUUGACCGUUUUUAUAUGACUUUUGUAAAUAUCCCUGCCCACAUUCUACUUCAGCUUUGGAUGUGGUUACCAAGUAUCUAACCCUUGAACUUCUAGACAGUAUUGCCACAUCUGGCCAAAUAUGCACUUUCCCUAGAAAGCCAUAUUCCAGCAAUGACACUUGUGCUAUAGUGUAGACCACCUGUACAUACAUUGUAUAGGCCAUCUGUAAAUAUCCCAGAAAACAAUCACUAUUCUUAAGCACUUUGAAAAUAUUUCUAUGUAAAUUAUUGUAAACUUUUUCGACGGUUGGGACAAUGGCAAUAGGAUAAAACGGGUUACUAAGAUGAAAUUGCCAAAAAAUUUGUAAACUAAUUUUGUACGUAUGAAUGAAACCUUGGACCUCAGUGGAGGCUUGCAAAGACUGAGUGUUCAAACUACUGUACAUUUUUUUUUCAAGUGCUAAAACAAUUAAACCAAGCAGCUUCCCCACGGUUUGUGCCUAUUCCUCUAGGAUAAACUUCUAUAAACAGCCUGAGUAGAAUCAAGCGUUCUAAUGAACUAUAGGAGCGACGUGAUACAGACCUUGAUGUUGCAUAACUAAGCCUGUAAUUUGGCUACUUUCUCUUACAACCAAGUACCAAGAGAACAAGGUACCACUUAAUAUUUGUUCCCCAAUUAUUUAUUUUGUAAAAGAAGCUGACUUAGCCUAUACCUAGAAUUCCUCUUGUUCAGGGGAAAGUUCCUUUUCUCAUUCAUUUGUUCCCUGAUCUAGAAACCUGUGCUAAGAUUUCUGCCAAUUCUGCUUCUUCAUGCUUAAGUCUCUGUUUUCCGUGUCCUAUCAUUAUAUGUAGCUCCAGGAUGAGUGCUUCUUGUCCUUGAGCUAAGUAUGUUCUGCUUUUAUACGUGUACACAGUCUUCCACGAAGAGGGCUGGAGAGGUAACAUUCAGUGCCAUUCUUGAACUCUAAGGUAGUGGUUCUCAGUGGGGUUAACAUGUCCAUCCUCUGAGAACUUGUUAAAAAUGCAAAUUCUCAGGUCCCUUCCCAGACCUGCCGAAUGAGAAACUCUGGGGGUGGGGUCCAGGAAUAUGUUUCCGCAAGCCCUUCAGGUGAUUCUGAUGUAAGCUAACAUUUGAAAAACCACUGUUCCAAUGUGACUUCAUGGAUAACCUGCAGUACCUUCUAAUUUUUCAAUCUGGCUGGCAUGGAUUCCUUCUAUGGAAAAUGUCUGACAUUUUUAGUAUGAAGGGCAGAUAGGGAAUUUGGGUAGAAGAAAAAGUAGCACGGGGCUUUAAUAAGUUUUCCAUCAGGUUGGCCAUUGCCUCGUUUCUCUCAAGUCUCAGGAUGUGGGCAAGCAAGGGAAGAUAGGAGGCGUGAAUUCCUGGGAAGAUGCUCUAAUUCCAAAAUGAGGUGCGGAGUCUGCUGCAGAAGGCAGGAUUCCUUUUGGGAUUAAAUGACCAAUGCGGGAGCAAGAGGAUGAAGAGGUAUUUUGAGAUAAGUGGAUGACAGAUCGGUGGGUGACUCCCAUUCCACUUGCCCGUGGAAUAUAAGUAAGGCAGUUGACACCUCGGUUGUGGCUUAGGCAGAGAUCAACAAUCCAAGAUGAAGUUGCUUCUGCCAUAUUGUUUAAUAGAUACCUGUUGUGAUUUUGGUCAGAUGGAUCAAGGUGAAAGGCAUGGGCUUUUGUUGGGGGGUGUGCAAUUCCGGAAUAUAGAAGGAAGAGGCUGUAGCCGUGAAGGCAGGAUUCUUCAACUGUCCACCUGUUACUUCCUCUUCAAAUAGUCACUACACUAAACAGGAUGUGGCCUGCCGACAUAGGGUAUCUGAAGUGCCCAUGUGAUAAGUAGGUUAGCAUUCAUCGUAUCUGAACUCUGAAGGCCCUUUGGUUGUCUGGUACUUUGACCCUAUGCUACAAAACCCACUGAUUUAUUUUUUUUAAUUGGAGCAACACAAAGUUCCCUCCUGGGAAGCUUGAAGAUACCAGUGUUUUCCCCCAUUACGAGGUCAACUUUAAGGCCCAAAGCCAUAGUUUUUAAGAAUAAAAUCAAGCAUUAUUCUCCAUCAUCUCCUCUUACAUUCCAGUCCCACCUGUAUUCUUUUAGGUUCAAGGUCCCAGUCUCCAACCUUCUAAGAGUCUCCAACCUCCAUCUUUUACCUUGCCCUACCCCCUGUAAGUAGCCAAGGACAGAAACUCUAACUCAAGUGCUGAAGAUAUGAAGUAACUACGUAUUAAGAAUAGUUAAUAUGGCUGGUCAAUUCAGCAUGUAAUGACACUUUAUGAAGAACUAGAGCCUUGGGCUUCAGUAUCCAAAUAAGAGCUAUAAGAAUCCUACAUGAAACAUAUUGGCCUAAGUUUGCUAUGUCCACAGAGUUUACUAGACAAGGCGAGAAUUAGCUAAGAGGUAAAAUAUGAAACUUAUCAAACAAUGAAGGAAGAUGCUUGGAAUCAAGUGAGUCGUACACAGUCACUGAAAGUGGGUCCUCCGGAGACUUUAGGACUUGCUGCAAAGACUGGUAAACAAUGAGUAAAUACAUUUGUGGCCCCUGGUAAAGAAAUCCAGCCACGUCCCUGAGUCCAAAUUUUUAAGUGGCCUUUGCAAGCUGUCUGUUUGGCAAGCAAGUACCCCCAGUUGUUCAAACAACCCCCUUAAGACAUUCUUACAGCUAUUUUAAAGCCAUGGCAUCAUCUUCAAGCCUCCAGUGUUCUAUUCUUGAUGAACACAAGGC
Molecule: messenger RNA, 6250 nt
Organism: Herpailurus yagouaroundi (jaguarundi)
Lineage: Eukaryota; Metazoa; Chordata; Mammalia; Carnivora; Felidae
Gene: VLDLR
Product: very low density lipoprotein receptor
Exons: 20
Coding region: 20-3400 (1126 amino acids)
Biological process (GO): receptor-mediated endocytosis
Cellular component (GO): plasma membrane; apical plasma membrane; signaling receptor complex
Molecular function (GO): calcium ion binding; hormone binding; protein binding
Source: RefSeq, a predicted model, not a curated record